CCGGCAUCACCGCGUAAUUCGUCGAGAAAUGCAUGUAUAUCGCGAGAUUGGACGUCGUCCGUGACGUUUGUGUUAAUAGUAUCGCGUGAUACAGCUUAUCGUCAUUAAUAUCGACGCGAGCGUGGCAGGUACUCCGCGAACCUCGUUUCCGCCAAUUUUUUACCGUGUUUAUGCAUAACGACGAACAUUCGCGACGGAACGUUCGGAUUACAAUCUAACGGUAACGCGACGUGGUAUCCGUAAUUACAGUGCGCCCUAACGAAUCGCGACAUUAGGUAAAAGUCAUAAAAAAACCAAAAUCAUCCUUGGUCAGCAAACAUGCCGGAAUUGACCGAGCUUGAUAAGGCGGCGAGUUCGGAGCCUACCAAGGUAGAGUUGGUAGGCAUCGGCUCUGCGACCGAUUCUGACUCAGAUGACACAAUACCGGAAUUGGAAGAUGCUGGCACACCUGGUACUGUCGGCUUCCCUGGCACAACGGUCACUGGCCUGCCCAUUGAUAUGGUAUCCAAAGCUAAACAGAGCCGAGGUGAAAAGAAGGCCAGAAAGCUCAUGAGCAAAUUAGGAUUGAAGCCGGUACAAGGAGUCAACAGAGUCACCAUUCGUAAAUCGAAGAACAUUUUAUUUGUUAUAAAUAAACCAGAUGUUUUGAAGAAUCCAGCUUCGGACACAUAUAUAGUAUUUGGUGAAGCCAAGAUUGAAGAUCUCAGUCAACAAGCUCAAGUAGCAGCAGCUGAGAAGUUCAAGGAGCCACCAGUUAUACCAGCCACUGAAGCUGGUGGCAGCACUACGGUUGUUGCUCCUAUACAAGAAGAAUCGGAAGAAGAAGUAGAUGAAACAGGCGUGGAGGAGAAAGACGUUGAUUUGGUUAUGUGUCAAGCUAAUGUAUCACGAGGGAAAGCUAUUAAAGCUCUUAAGAAUAAUCAAAAUGACAUCGUCAAUGCUAUCAUGGAAUUGACGAUGUGAUAGAGCUGCUUCGAAGCAGAAUAUACAACGUGAUAGCUGGUGUUUCGAAAUCAUUAUUUCGUGUAUAUCAUCAGAAUACGUCGUCCUUUUUUAUUUUAAUUAAAAGAAUAAGUCACAGUAUAUUAUGAAAAAAUGGUCACAUGAUUUAAUCUAUAACUGUCUCGAAAAAUUGAUUCCACAUGUAUAUACAGAAUUCGUGUAAAAGAAAAGGUAAAUACAUUAAGGUCACUA
Messenger RNA from Solenopsis invicta (red fire ant), 1194 nucleotides. RefSeq names its product nascent polypeptide-associated complex subunit alpha (gene Nacalpha). Gene Ontology annotation, cellular component: cytoplasm; nascent polypeptide-associated complex. The transcript is spliced from 6 exons. Gene Ontology annotation, biological process: protein targeting to membrane. The record is from RefSeq and is a predicted model, not a curated record. The coding region runs from base 319 to 963 and encodes 214 amino acids. NCBI's taxonomy places the organism in Eukaryota, Metazoa, Arthropoda, Insecta, Hymenoptera, Formicidae.